This is a messenger RNA of Dendrobium catenatum, 1136 nucleotides long. RefSeq lists its product as uncharacterized. Gene Ontology annotation, cellular component: nucleus. NCBI's taxonomy places the organism in Eukaryota, Viridiplantae, Streptophyta, Magnoliopsida, Asparagales, Orchidaceae. Gene Ontology annotation, molecular function: zinc ion binding. The record is from RefSeq and is a predicted model, not a curated record.
CAGGCACUGAAAAUAAUAAGCUUAUGCGGAUGGGAACCUCGCUUGCUUCCAUAUACUAUUGAAUUUGAGGACAAGUCUGGUACAUCUGCCAAAAUUACCACUUCACUUGUGUCUUCAGAAGAGAUACCCUGUGAAGCAACACAAAAUAUCACACACUGCUUAUCAAACAGUCACAAUGAUGUUGGAGAGAGGAAGGACAGUUACACUCCGCUUGGUGAAUUCCUAUAUGAUCAAUCAUCUACUGUCUUAGAUUGUAAGUUUUGUGGUGCUUGUGUGGGAUUGUGGUUUUUCAAGGCAAUACCUCGUCCUUUGGAAUUCUUCAAGGUAGUUAUAGAUAGUAGUCCUCCAAGUGCGCUAGCUACUGGAACUGCAGAUUUAGCUCACGAUGUAGAAGUCCCAAGAGUUGAGAAUUGUGGCAGAGGAGAUCACAAUUCUAUUAUGGAAAAACCAUUUGGCUUACAUCUAACAAUUGCAGGCGGGCCUCCACCAACCAAACAACAUUUUCGACCAAAAAUAUCUCUUCCUGCUGUCAGUAGGCAUAUAAGAGCUGAAUUGUCAUAUAAUUCUUAUUUAAGAAAUCAUCAAAGUUCAUCAGGGAAGGAAGCCAUUGCUUGCCAAGAAAAGGGAUUUAAUGGCCAUCAUGAUGCUGGAUCACAAGCUGUUGGAUCCUUGAAGCGAAAAAGAAGUGAAAUUGAAAAUUCUAAUUCCCAGCUGCAUUUGGAAGGAAAUCAUGAUGAUAUGGGCAAUGGUCUUGCACAUGAAGUGGGGAGUGAACUUACUUCUAAAGAAACCCCUUAUAACACCCCAUGUACUGAUGUAAUUGUCAGGGAUGCUGUAGCCAAUCAGAUUGUUUCUGUGUCAAAGCCAAUUGAUACCAGUGAAUCAAAUGAUUUUGUUUCAAGAUUAGAUGAAUCUAACUGUGGUGAUACACCAGAAAAUGAUCAUUGUGAUCCUUCAGUUCCUGCAUUUUCUUCAAUUAUUAAAAUGAAUUCAUCCACCUGCUCUAAAGCAGGUGAUAAAGGUCUUUGUUUCCAAACAACUGACGGAACAAGUGUAGGCAAACAAGACUCAAUAGAAUUUGCAAAGAAAGGAUCUGUUUCCAUUACUCGGGAGGAAGAUGUUGAUCAUGUAUUAGG